Gadus macrocephalus (Pacific cod) is the source of this 1180-nucleotide messenger RNA. Its product is annotated as troponin I, fast skeletal muscle-like. The record is from RefSeq and is a predicted model, not a curated record. Gene Ontology annotation, biological process: muscle contraction. Lineage: Eukaryota; Metazoa; Chordata; Actinopteri; Gadiformes; Gadidae. Gene Ontology annotation, cellular component: troponin complex. The coding region runs from base 153 to 677 and encodes 174 amino acids. The transcript has 7 exons.
AAUCCAACUCCAUAAAGAGAAAGUCAGGGAUUUAGCCGGCUAACUCAAUAUAUAUAGUUUGCGGGCUGUAGGUCUGUGUGUCUCUGUGUCUGUCUCUGUGCAGUCUCUCGUCUCUCCAGUCCCACGGAAGUGGGGAAUACGGAUCAUCCAAGAUGGCGACCGAGAAACGGAUGUCGUCCAGCCGCAAGCACAACGUGAAGAGCUGCAUGCUGACCGUGGCCAAGGAGCUGCUGGAGGCUGAGGCCGUGGUGAAGGCAGAGGAGAGGGACAAGUUCCUGCAGGACAACUGUCCUCCCCUCGACGUGCCCUACUCCAGAGAGGAGCUCACAGAACUCUGUCUGUCGCUCCACGACGAAAUCAACCUGGGGGAAGAAGAGAAGUACGGCAUCGAGUUUAAACUGGGCCUGGUUCUGAACGAGGUCAGAGAUCUCAACAUCAAGAUUGUUGAUCUGAGAGGGAAGUUCAAGAAGCCCAAACUGAAGAAGGUGCGCAUGUCUGCUGACGCCAUGCUGAAGGCCCUGCUGGGCUCCAAACACACCGUCAACAUGGACCUCCGAUCCAACCUCAAGCAGGUCAAGAAGGAGGUCAAGGAGGAGGACAAGCAGCUGAGGGAUGUGGGCGACUGGCGUAAGAACAUCGAAGACAAGUCUGACAGGAAGAAGAUGUUCGACAGUUAAAAAUUGACAAAGCUGAUUGGUUGCUGGAUGGUUAAAACUACGUGAUUGGUUGUUUGAAAUGAGAAUCAGACGGUAUUCUAAACUGCGUUUAUCUAAAGAACCACAAAACCUUUAAGUCAGAAGACUUCUUCAAAUACGUUAUUAUUUAUGAACCUAAAACUUAAUUUUGAAUAACAAUUUCUUUUUCUGAGAAUGAUAUUGCAAAUUUAGUGAGAAAUUUAAAUGAAUAAAGAAAGUAAUACUUUGAGAAUUUUCUUUCAAACUGUUUUUUUGGAUCUCAAGUCAAGUUUACAGAUUGUUUUGUGAAAAGUUCUCUAAAAGAGAAGAUGCCAAGGAAAUGUCUAAAUGCAGUUGGAAUUCCUUGAUGUAAAGAUUUGAAUUCAUGACUACAUGUCUUCUUAAGUUGGUCAACAUUGUCCUUUAUUUGAAGAACUGUAGAACAAUAAUAUCUCUUCAAUGUAUUUUGUUUUAUUCUUGAGAUUAAAAACAAAUGUUUUACGGUC